Striga hermonthica is the source of this 1590-nucleotide messenger RNA. The record is from the annotation of a GenBank genome assembly. NCBI's taxonomy places the organism in Eukaryota, Viridiplantae, Streptophyta, Magnoliopsida, Lamiales, Orobanchaceae.
AUGGCCGAAAACACAUCGUUUCAACCCCAGGAAGAACAGCCUGACUCCAAAAGGCAAAAGAUGUCCACCACCACCACCUCCGUCAACGACGAACAGAAUCCUGAAACGAUCCCCCGGAAGCCCAAAUACAAGCGCCGCAAGGUCGCAAUUUUCUUCGCCUACUGCGGUGUGGGCUACCAGGGGAUGCAGAAGAACCCCGGCGCGAAGACCAUCGAAGGCGACCUCGAGGAGGCCCUCUAUCUGUCCGGAGCCGUCCCCGAACCGGACAGGGGCCAGCCGAGGCGCUACGACUGGGCCCGUUCCGCCCGCACCGACAAGGGCGUCAGCGCCGUCGGCCAGGUUGUGUCGGGCCGGUUCUACGUCGAUCCGCCCGGUUUCGUCGAGCGGCUGAACUCGAACUUGUCCCCGCAGAUUCGAAUUUUUGGGUACAAGCGGGCCACGCCAUCGUUCAACGCCAAGAAGUUCUGCGACCGACGGAGGUACGUUUAUCUGAUCCCGGUUUUCGCGCUCGAUCCGUCUUGUCAUAGGGAUAGGGAGAGUGUGUUGGCCAGCGUGGGGUCUGGGAACGAACUGGUGAAGUGUUUGGAGUGUUCGGAAAGAGGGAGGAAGGUUUUUGGGGUGAUGGGUAAACGUAGUUAUGAGUCCAAAGGUGCUUCUGAGAAUGCUGAUGUUGGUUCAGGCAUUUCAUCAAACGGCGCGAGUUCUUUAGAUGAAGAGAAAUCUGUUAAAAAUUCCUUGGAGAACAAUGAUUCUGAAAAUAAUUCAACUAUCAAAACUGUGGAGGAUAAAGCUGUGUUUAUUGGUAACAGUAACAAUAUGAUAAGCUCUUUGGAAAAAGUGGUCGAUGGUGCUGAAAUUGGGAAGGCAGUGGAAGAGGGAGAUGAAUUGGAAUGCAAAAGGACUACUAACGACCAAGCGAAAAUAGAAAAUAAGAGCGAGUUCAGGUAUGGAGAAGGGGAGAAGGAGAGGUUUAACAGAAUACUCAAGUAUUAUGAGGGGACACAUAACUUCCACAAUUUCACCACACGAACGAAAGCUGAAGACCCCGCCGCCAAGAGGUACAUUCUGUCGUUCAACGGGAAUAACAUAGUCAGCAUUGAUGGAUUUGACUUUGUCAAGUGUGAGGUCGUGGGACAGAGCUUCAUGCUUCACCAAAUACGUAAAAUGAUAGGUCUUGCUGUGGCCAUUAUGAGGAAUAUUGCUCCCGAGUCGUUAAUUCAAACAGCUUUUGAUCCGAAGGCGAAUAUAAAUGUGCCUAUGGCGCCAGAGGUGGGGUUGUACUUGGACGAGUGUUUCUUCUCAUCGUAUAAUCAGAAGUGGAAGGACAGCCAUGAAGAGCUGUCCAUGAGGGAUUAUGCGGUGGAGGCUGAAGAUUUCAAGAUGAAGUACAUUUAUUCUCAUGUUGCCUCAACCGAGCACAAGGAUGGGUCAGUAGCACUUUGGCUGCAUUCAUUGAACUACCGCAAUUAUCCAGAUUUACGGUUUACAGCAAAUGAUGGCCCGAGUUGUGAUGGGCAGGAGGGGAAUGAGGCUGAUGGUUGUAAGGUACCUUGUGUGAAGCAUGAGGAAGUUAAGGACGUGGAUGGGUGA